Psylliodes chrysocephalus is the source of this 1131-nucleotide messenger RNA. NCBI's taxonomy places the organism in Eukaryota, Metazoa, Arthropoda, Insecta, Coleoptera, Chrysomelidae. The record is from the annotation of a GenBank genome assembly.
AUGAAGUCUUUAACCGUUUCAUUGUUCUGUGCUGCUGUUGUUGUUGCAGCGGUAAACGGAGACGAGUUAGAUCCACAUUUUAAAGAGUAUCUAGGGUUUCACAGAGAAUGCCAAAAGUCUACCAAUACAGAUCCAGACGAAGUUGCCAAAAUAUUUAAUGGAGGACCAAUAAACGCCAAAGUAUUAGGUCCUGAAGUGUUAUGUGUACACAAAAAACUUAAAUUUCAAAACGAUAACGGAGAUAUUAAUCUGGAUGAAUUAAGAAAAGCCUUAGAUUUAUUUAAAGCUUCUGAGAGCCAAGCUGAUUCAGUAAUCGAUAACUGUACAACUAGAAAAGAAGGAGAUACACCCGAAAAUUCUGCGAUGGAAAUUUUAUUUUGCGUUGGAAAAUACAUAACAAUAAAACUUCCUGAUAAUAUAAACGGGGCUGUGUUAAAUUCAGCUGCACAGUAUCCAAAGUUCUACAACGAAUGCAAAUCCUCUACCAAUACAGAUGAAAAGGAAAUUGAAAAAAUAUUUAACGGCGAUCCAAUAGAAGCUAACGUAGUAGGUGAUCAUUUGCUGUGUAUGUACAAUAAAUUUAACAUUGGAAACGAUAACGGAGAUAUUGAUCAAGAACAGUUUAGAAAGGCCUUAGCUGCAUUCACCCCAGCACAGGACAAACAUGAUCUAGUUCUCAAAAACUGUUUAGUUAAAAAAGGAGCCACGCCCCAAGAAGUAGUAGUGGAACUUGUUAAGUGUACUCGAAAUUACGUAACUGACGCUGUAUUGAAUCCAGAUAUUGCACAGUAUCAACAGUUCAGGCAAGAAUGCAUAUCUUCCACCAAUACAGAUCCAAAGGAAAUUGCCAAAGCCUAUCAAGGCGGGCCAUUAAAAAUUGAAGUAUUAGGUGCUUACUUGCUUUGCAUGAACAAGAAAUAUAACAUUCGUAAUGCGAACGGAGAUAUUGAUCAAGAAAAUUUAAGAAAAAGCUUACGUGUAUUCAACUCAUCUGAGGACAAAACUGACAUAGUUGUCACAAACUGUUCAGUCAAGAAAGAAGGAGCCACACCCCAAGAAGUAGCUGUGGAAUUUGCAAAAUGUAUUCGAAAAUACGUCCCAACAGAAGCUCCAAAGGCUGACGCUGUUUAA